AUGGCGGACACCGACAAUGCUUGCAACGGAGACGCUGUCGACCUCAACAACCGCGCGUUGCGCAUUGGCUCCAUCUUCAUCGUCAUGGCGGCCGCGACCUUUGGAGCAUUUGCACCCAUCCUCCUGGCUAGACAACAGAAGAUGCAUGUGCCCAAGUUCACAUUUUUCAUCUGCAAAUAUGUCGGUACUGGAGUCAUCAUUGCUACUGCGUGGAUGCACCUGCUGGACCCGGCCGUGGAAAAUCUAUCAGAUCCCUGCCUUGCUCCACGACUCGGCGACUAUCCGUGGGCGCUGUGCAUCAGUUUGAUGACGGUCAUGGUCAUGUUUUUCGUUGAGCUUCUUGCUGCAAGAAUGGGGGAGGACGACGAUGGACACAGCCACUCGGUGGGCUCAGACAGCGAUUCUGACCCGUCAUUGGCCGUAUUAUCUGGGAAGAAAUCACAAGAAAAGGAUGCACUUGCGGAAGACUGCCCCCACGACCUCGAGAGGGGUGUCUUGCGGGGACCCGAUCCGAAGAAUAUUCCUGGCCUCCCCGACGACGUGAGCUAUCCACCUGGUGGUGAGGAUCACCUCGCACAUGGCCACGAGCACGAUGAUGGUGACUCUCACGGUGGCCUCGCGGGCCAGCUCACCGCCAUCUUUGUCCUCGAAUUUGGUGUCGUCUUUCAUAGCGUGUUCAUUGGACUCACUCUCGGUACGACGAAAGAUCUGGUCGUUCUCCUUGUUGUACUUGUGUUCCACCAGAUGUUUGAGGGCCUCGGUCUGGGGUCUCGGCUAGCAACAGCGCCCUGGCCCAAGAAUAGGCAGUGGAUGCCCUACCUGCUUGGCUUCAUCUUUGCCAUUUCAACUCCAAUCGGCACGGCCGCCGGCAUAGGGGCUAGGCCUAACAACGCUAAUACCCAGAAAUUGGUGAAUGGCAUCUUUGACUCGAUUAGCGCGGGCAUCCUCAUGUACACAGGGCUGGUUGAGCUCCUCGCACAUGAGUUCAUGUUCAACCCCCACAUGCGCAAGGCACCGUUAAAGAUCCAGCUCUUUGCUUUUGGAUGCGUGGCUGUUGGAGUUGCAAUCAUGUCUUUGUUGGCAAAAUGGGCGUAA
Messenger RNA from Trichoderma aggressivum f. europaeum, 1095 nucleotides. RefSeq lists its product as uncharacterized. Gene Ontology annotation, biological process: zinc ion import across plasma membrane. Gene Ontology annotation, cellular component: plasma membrane. The transcript has a single exon. Gene Ontology annotation, molecular function: low-affinity zinc ion transmembrane transporter activity. Lineage: Eukaryota; Fungi; Ascomycota; Sordariomycetes; Hypocreales; Hypocreaceae. The record is from RefSeq and is a predicted model, not a curated record. Bases 1 to 1095 code for a protein of 364 amino acids.